Messenger RNA from Nicotiana attenuata, 1690 nucleotides. RefSeq lists its product as uncharacterized. Gene Ontology annotation, biological process: interstrand cross-link repair. NCBI's taxonomy places the organism in Eukaryota, Viridiplantae, Streptophyta, Magnoliopsida, Solanales, Solanaceae. Gene Ontology annotation, cellular component: Fanconi anaemia nuclear complex. The record is from RefSeq and is a predicted model, not a curated record.
GAGUAGAAUCAAGUUAUAAAUGAUAUGAGUAAUUUUUUUUUUUUUGAAGGGGAUAUGAGUACUUAUAAAGUUUGAAUUCUGAUCAAAUUACAAAAAGAGCCCCUUUUUUGCCAGAAAUCUCUGUAUGUGCGCUCCCUCCGACUGUUUUUUCAGCAAAUGGAAUGUUGGGUACCAUUGUUUCAGAUAUUCUUGAACUCCCCUUGUCCUGAAACUGAAGCAUCUCUAUGGUUACAACAGGCUUUCAACCAAUCUGGCCCUACCACCAUUUCUACAACCUCAUUCCUUUCACUGCUCACAAAACCUACCGAUAUCACCAUCACCGGUUCCUCUUCCCCAUCUCUCACAAAACGGGUUAUGUGGAUACAGACUCUACCAAAUGCAGUUCAAGCUCGCAUUUUGUCAUUUCUUCUUUAUGAUAGCCGGAGAUUUUGUGAAAGUGACUUGCGUCAGCUUGCGGAAACUAUGUUGAAGGAGGGCGAGGAGUUUGAUUUUUGGGUAAAGCGGGCUGCACAUCAGCUGCUCGACGUAGUGUCUAGGUCAAACCAUGAAUGGUUAACUAGCUUGAACUUGGAUUCUGAAGAAGAACUAGUGGAUGAUGAAUUUUGUUCAUUACCCAAUUGGCUUAAGGAUGCUGCCAAUGACAGUGAUUUGAUGCUUCCGUGGCUGCCUAUAUCACAGAAACAAUUCAACUUGGCAAUGCAGUUUAGUAGUUGUGGAGAAAAUGAUGAUCCUUUGAGUGAAUUCGAAGAGGGUAAACGAGAAAUGAUGGAUGACGUAAUGGAGGAGAUUGAUGAAGUAAUUGAGGGAAGUAGAUGCUACUUGAACCCUCAAGUUGAAGAAAUGGCUGGGCGCUUGAAAGACCGGUUGUUUUCUCUUCAGUCUACAGCUAAAGCUGUGGAAUUGGCAGGGGAAAUUCGGCAGCUUUGUAAAGGAGGGGGGAAGUCUUUGGCUGUUUUGAGCAUAAUUGAACCUUGGAGAGCUGAUGAUGAGACAGCUGCAGUUUUAAUGUCCAAUCUUCUAGGCGGGAAUGUAGAUGAACUUGGUUGGCCCAGCCACGUUCUUUGCGCCGUCAUUCUUCCCAAGUUGUUGCUUUUGAAAGAACCAGCUUCUCGUGCGUUACUAACAGCAGCAAUAGAGUACUCUAAAGUUCAUCAGAGAGCUGCAGAGUAUGCGUUGCUACUGCCGCUGAUUCUUCGAAUGGAAGGCAUAAAUAACCCUAUGUGUGAUGUAAUAACAAGGAUAGUUAAAGAAUCUUUGCACCCAGGCCAUAUUUCUGCCUUCUGCCAGAAACUUCUCUGCGAUGGGGACAAUCUGAAGAAAUUCAUCUCCCUUCCCUGUCAUCAAUGCUUAAUUGGAAGUAAAUUGGUAUGGACUGAGUCAUUAUUUAAUUUGAUGCAAAAUAUCCUAAAUCAUAACAUUCAUUUGACUCAAGACUCAGUUGAUAGACUUGUUCAGCAUGCUUGGGAAUCUGCUGAGAGGUUUUCAAAGUCUUUGAAAUUUGGAAACUUUUUACUAUGUUUUGUCACCAAAUGUGCUCCUUUGUUGAAGUCUCAAAAAUCUUUACUCAUAGAAGCUACUCAGCGUACUAAUACUCUGGUGACAAAAUCUGUGUUGUCAAAAUUGUCUAGUUUGUAAGUGGCCCUAUACCCUGUUAAACAAACAGCUAUGUAAAUACAUUAUUGCUCUUUAA